This is a messenger RNA of Nakaseomyces glabratus, 1995 nucleotides long. It is a transcript of the gene SLY1, whose product is annotated as syntaxin-binding protein. Lineage: Eukaryota; Fungi; Ascomycota; Saccharomycetes; Saccharomycetales; Saccharomycetaceae. Gene Ontology annotation, biological process: endoplasmic reticulum to Golgi vesicle-mediated transport; intracellular protein transport. Gene Ontology annotation, molecular function: syntaxin binding. Gene Ontology annotation, cellular component: Golgi membrane; cytosol. The record is from RefSeq and is a predicted model, not a curated record.
AUGGCGUCGGAGAUGGAUAGUUUACGUGACAUGCAGGUGGAUUCACUGCUGAAGAUGCUCUAUUUGAAUGAGGAGCACUAUCCAAAGGCCAAUUCUGUCACAGAGGAUCCCAAUGCUACAACGGCUGCGAUUGCGAACGAUGACGCGAUCCAGGAUAUUAUUUGGAAAGUUCUUGUUCUGGAUAAGAGGACCACGGCAAUCGUUUCUAGUGUUCUUAGAGUCAAUGAUCUUCUGAAAACUGGUGUCACAGUGCAUGCAUUGAUCGACUCUUCCAAGAGAAGCUCGUUACCUGAUGUACCCGUGGUAUACUUCAUUGAGCCUACCAAGACCAACAUUGAUCUGAUAGUGGAUGACUUGAAACACGAUAAAUAUAGCGAAUUCUAUAUCAAUUUUGUUGACUCUUUAAGCAGAGAUUUGCUAGAACAUCUAGCGCAGGAAGUUGUCCAAUUGGGUAAACAGGACAAAGUGAAACAGGUUUACGAUCAGUACUUAGACUUUGUUGUAACUGAGCCUGAACUUUUCUCCUUAGAAUUGCCUACAGCAUAUUCUAUCCUAAAUAACCCGCAAUCUGACGAAGAGACCAUCACUUCAUUGUGUUCUACCAUAGCUGACGGUCUGUUUAACACCAUAAUAACCUUAAACUCCAUUCCAAUUAUUAGAGCUCAAAAAAACGGUCCAGCAGAGAUAGUAGCUGAGAAGUUGAGUAGUAAACUAAGAGACUACGUGAUAAACUUGAAAUCUAACUCAUCAGAAAACUCAAACUCCAUUCUGAAUGACUCCCUCGAUAGAUUUGUGUUGAUUAUUCUAGACAGAAACAUUGACUACAGUUGUAUGUUUUCUCAUUCAUGGAUUUAUCAAUGCAUGGUUUUUGAUAUAUUCAAAUUGCGUAGAAACACUAUCACAAUUCCUGGUGAAAAUGAAACCUCUCCUGAGAAACAAUACGAUAUAGAGCCUCACGAUUUCUUUUGGCUACAAAAUGCUCACCUUCCAUUCCCUGAGGCGGCAGAAAAUGUGGAAUCGGCUUUAAAUGAAUACAAAAAUGAAGCAAACGAAAUAGUUAAGAAAACUGGUGUGACUAGUCUGAACGAUUUAAACAUCAAGCAAUUUGAUCAAAACGAGAAUGAAGAUGAUCUUGGUACUUUGCAAAUUCAACAAGCUGUCAAAAAAUUACCAGAGCUAACUGCCAAAAAAGGUAUUAUAGAUAUGCACAUGAAUAUUUUUGCAUCUUUGUUGAAAGAACUGGAAGCCAAAAACUUGGAUACCUUUUUUGAAAUUGAACAACAAGAUCCAGACAAUGUUAAAACACGCACUAAAUUUAUUGAACUAUUAGAAAAGGAUGGUAAAACUGAUAAUUUAGAAGAUAAACUAAGAUCCUUCAUUGUGCUAUAUCUAAGUGCUAAAAAUACUCCGCCUCAAGAUUUUGUCAAGCAGGUGGAAAACUAUUUUAAAGGUCAAGAAUACGAUAUUACUCCACUAAAGUAUGUGUAUAAGUUAAGGGAGAUGAUGAAAAUGUCAUCUUCAAUGUCUUUGCAAACAAAAAGCCUUGAUGAUGGUAAGCAAGAUUCUAACAAAAUGACCACAAGCACGUUAUCCGGCUUGUAUGGCUUGACAGAAGGUACACUUCAAGGUGGUGUUGGAACUUUGAUCUCUGGUUUCAAGAAAUUGCUACCAGAAAAGAAGACUAUACCUGUAACUAAUAUUGUUGAUGCUAUUAUGGAUCCAUUGAAUAGUUCUCAGAAGAAUCUUGAAGCUACUGAUACCUAUCUUUACUUGGAUCCUAAAAUUACGAGAGGUUCACACACUAGAAAACCAAAAAGGCAAACGUAUAACAAAUCAGUUGUAUUUAUUGUUGGGGGUGGUAACUAUUUAGAAUAUCAAAAUUUGCAAGAAUGGGCUCAUUCCCAGAUACAUAAUCCAAAGAAAGUCAUGUAUGGUAGCACAGAUAUAUUAUCACCACAUCAAUUUUUGGAACAGGUGGCAUCAUUAAGUACAUAA